AUGUUAUUUUUCCAAAAAGAAAAUAAAUUGGUAGAAAUCUUUACAUGAGGGGAGGGGCUUAAUAAAUUUCUUCACUUAAAAAGGACUCAUUAAUGGGGGGGGGGGCUAAAUGGAGAGGAUACAGUUAAUGUAGCCUGCGAACAGGCUCUUAGAAUUGAAGAGAUUUCAAAGAGAGCCUGUCCGCAGGCUACAGUUCAUGUUAACUAAAGUUAUUUCAUAAUUGUUAUAUACUUUUAUCAUUCCAGUUCAUAUUUAAGAAACUGUAUGGGAAAUCAGGGCGAGCAAAAGGUACAUUGAGAUUCUUCCGUGAGAAAUUACAACGUCGGAAUGUCACUAAGGACAUCAAGCAUUAUGAGGACUGUGAACAGUUGUUUCUUAGUGUGGGUAGAGCUUACACUGUCACAGCCUUGCUACACUUUUUUGGCAUGGCUGGUAUUGAUGAUCCUCCACAAAACCAUCUCUGUCCAUAUGAUGUCAUCCAUGGGGAUGGGGAUAAGCUGGAAUACCUUAACGCAGUCCUUGAUAAGUUUGUGGAUGAGUAUUUACUGCCCAAGACACAAGUUGAUCUUGAUCUUAACGAAGCAUCAGAUGAUUCUCCAGAUCAAGUAAGGGAAUAUUCACUGUGCCUUCUAAGAUUUUUCUUUAUAUUAGAAUGCAUUAGACAGGCAGUGAAGUCAGGCAAUGGUGACCAGCUAGCAGCUCUACGUAAGGUGUUACUCAAGCAUUUCAAAAGUGACCCCAGCCACAACACUUAUGCAAUUGAAAUGCUCAUCAGUAUUUUGCAAGAUGAAGUCUUCUUAACGAAGAGACAGGCUCAUCAAACUAG
Molecule: messenger RNA, 826 nt
Organism: Paramuricea clavata
Lineage: Eukaryota; Metazoa; Cnidaria; Anthozoa; Malacalcyonacea; Plexauridae
Source: the annotation of a GenBank genome assembly